Psammomys obesus (fat sand rat) is the source of this 1166-nucleotide messenger RNA. It is a transcript of the gene Tmem139, whose product is annotated as transmembrane protein 139. The coding region runs from base 115 to 756 and encodes 213 amino acids. Lineage: Eukaryota; Metazoa; Chordata; Mammalia; Rodentia; Muridae. The record is from RefSeq and is a predicted model, not a curated record. The transcript is spliced from 4 exons.
CUCCGCCUUCGUCCAGGUCUGGAGCUGGUUUUAGGCGUCCCUUGCAGACAGCAUGGGCUGACUCAACUGUGACAGACAGCAAAAAUCUGGCUGACAGGUGCCCUGGGAGGGGCCAUGGUGCCACAGUUGUGGGGGAAACUGAAGCAACCAUUUCUCUUCCUGAGCAGUGCCUCACUCCUGCUGGGUCUGGCUUUACUAGUCAUCCAGCCUAAUGUCGCGCCUGUUGCUUAUUUCUUCCUUUGCUUGGCUGGCUUCUGCUUCUGUGCCUGCCUCCUGGCCUGUGUUGUGGAACUGUGCCUCCAGUCAACGCAGAGCUCAAGGGAGACUGAGAAUCCAGAGACCUCAGGCAAUGCGCGGGACAAUGAAGCUUUUGAGGUGCCAACCUAUGAACAGGCUGUGGUGGUGAUGGACUCACAAUCUCAGCGCCACUUCCCAGAGCUGGAGCAACCACCCCCUUACAGCAGCAUCGUAGUAUCCCCAGGAGCUGAGGGAGCACAGCCUAGCCAACCAGAGAGGCCUAUCACAGGCAGGCUGAAAAGGCGAGUGGGCUCAGAGGGGACAAUGACUCGUAGAGGAAACUCAGGAAGAGCACUUCGACUUAGGGGUCCACGAGUUGUGUCCACUGCGCCUGAUCUGCAAAGCUUGAGGAUGGCCCCCAAAUUGGAGCCAAAUACUCCACCCCCUGCCUAUGAAAUCUGUUUUGCUCACCCUGAUGACGACGAUGUUUUCUAUGAAAAUAAAUGGAUAGUUCCCUAAGCGAUACCCUCAGAACUCAUCAUCUGUGCCUGUUUGCCGAGUAUUUCCUAAUAUCUACUGAAUCAAAAGCUGGCUUUUCCCGGACUUCACAAAUGGGCCCUUCAAACCAGCGAGGUGUCGGGCUAUACCUAGUGUGGUAUACUUGGAUUCUUCUGGAAACAUUCUGGAGCCGGCCUGAUGACAGCAUUUCCACAGGAAGAUGAGAAAGAUAAGUGAUCAAGAAUAUCUGGAGCGGUACCUCUGAGUAAUAGCUGUGUUUCAUCUGUUCCAGACACCAAGCCUCCCUAAGAUUUCUGGUGGAGUAUUACCUACCAGGACAAUGAGAGAUUCUAAGGGUGAGGGGAGCUGAAUAGUUUACACGAGAACAAGAUACUAGUAAAAACAUAAAAAUAACUCGAAUCAAAUCCUAA